CAGUAGUCAUGUUCGCGGGUGUUUGUUUCAUGUUCAAAAUUCUGUUUAGCUGUUGUUUUUGUACAGUCUGGCUGUCAAACAACAAGCCGUGACUUUGAACAACAUCGCGUUCUGAUCUCAUCAAACACCUGAAGCGAGAACGACCAAUCACAUAGAAGAACUCGUCACUAUGGAAACGCUGGACGCUAAAACAGGAAAGGGCAAAGCAGCGCUAAGGAACUCCAGGUGGUUUCAACACAUUAAUCAUCGUUUUGUUUCAAUUCUAUCAGAUCAGUUGGCUGGCAGUAGGAUGGCAGGUACAUCGCGGCAUGACCGAGAGAUGGCAAUCAGUGCCAAGAAGCAGCUGGCAAAUAGUUCAGACCCCAUUGAGCGUCUGAGGCUACAGUGUUUGGCACGAGGGUCUGCAGGAAUCAAGGGACUGGGCAGGACUUUUAGGAUCAUGGAUGAUGAUAACAGUCGCACACUGGACAUGAAAGAGUUCCUGAAAGGCCUGAGUGAUUAUGGUGUGCUCAUUGAGAAAGAAGAGGCUAUGAACCUUUUUCAACAGUUUGACAGAGAUGGCAGUGGAUUAAUUGAUUUUGAUGAGUUUCUUAUCACCCUGAGGCCACCCAUGUCUAAUGCCAGAAAAGAGGUGGUGCUACAGGCAUUCAAAAAACUGGACAAAACCGGAGAUGGUGUGAUUACAGUCGAGGAUCUGAAAGGAGUAUACAAUGUCCAACAUCACCCCAAAUACCGAAACGGCGAGUGGACCGAAGACCAAGUAUUCCGCAAAUUCCUGGACAGCUUCGACUCUCCGGAUGACAAGGAUGGGAAGGUCACAAAAGAGGAGUUUUUGAACUACUACUCCGGCGUGAGCGCAUCCAUUGACACAGAUAUCUACUUUAUAUUAAUGAUGAAAAAUGCAUGGAAGCUUGACUAAACUUCUAAAACAUCUAUUUUUGGGUGACAAAAGAUGAAUUCUGGAACUAUUACAGUGGAGUCAGCGCUUCCAUUGACAACGAUGUAUAUUUUAUUUUAAUGAUGAAAACUGCAUGGAAGUUAUGAGGGGUUAUGCUUUUAAGCAAAUCGAUAAUGCUUGUGAAAUCAAAGCAAGUUUAGGGAUAUUAAUAAUGAAUCUGGAAAAUAAAAUAAUAGAUGUACUGUAGAAGCCUAAAUUGUGUGCUUUGUCAGUGGUAACUGAUUUUUAGGGUAAAUCGCUGCAUCGUAUUUGUGCUGAAACCAGUGUGGUUUACUGUAUGUGAUACAUGAAAGUCUUGUAAUUCAGAUUUAUUUAUGCAUGUUACGGCAGAUGCUAUUUUCCAAAAUGCGACUUCUUUAAGAAAUGUUUAAUAGUGGUUAUAAAAAAUAAAAGUCUAGUUAUAUGGA
Messenger RNA from Carassius gibelio (silver crucian carp), 1365 nucleotides. It is a transcript of the gene capslb, whose product is annotated as calcyphosine-like b. Gene Ontology annotation, molecular function: calcium ion binding. The transcript is spliced from 6 exons. NCBI's taxonomy places the organism in Eukaryota, Metazoa, Chordata, Actinopteri, Cypriniformes, Cyprinidae. Bases 170 to 919 code for a protein of 249 amino acids. The record is from RefSeq and is a predicted model, not a curated record.